UCUGUCCUCUGUUCUUCAGCCCCCAUCUUCCUCCAAGGCAAACCCCCUCCCCAAACCAUCCAACUCCCUCGCCCACUCAGUAGUUCCCCCCUAACCUCAGGUGCCUAAAGCACUGUGUGCUCUGUGGUGUUAAGUUUUACUGACCACAGCACAGACACCGUGGAGGCUCCACGACGUGGUGACAUCCAGCAUUAGGAGCUGUCAAUCACAUUCUUCUGAGAAUCUGAGAACCAAGAAAACUCAAAAUCAUCUAGAAGGCUCUCUGCUCAUCUGGAACCAAAGUGGAAACUGAAGGCCACAACAUGGCGUCCCAGAUCCCAGCGCUCCCACAGUCCUACGGUCCAGGGACGGACAGUGUCUUUUCUGUACGGUCUGGCUUUUACGCUCUGGACUCCAAUGUUCCUGGGCUCUCUAAGGUGAUUCUCAACAAGCUCAACAUGAAGGACUACAGAGAAUACAGGGCUGCUCUUGAGGGAGAGGCUAAAGGAAUCGGGUUCCGCAACUAUAAGGAGUUGUUCCAGAAGAUGGAGGAGACCUUCAUGUUCUGCACCAGCUGCAACAAACUCCCAGAGCAUCUCACCGAGGGACAGACCCUGAAACGCUGUGUGAAGUGCUUGAAUGUGUACUACUGCACCAAGGACUGUCAGAAAAAGGACUGGCCUCAGCAUAAAAAGGUCUGCAAGAUGCUGCGUCUGGUGGCCAUUGACAGACUAGUGGAGUGGCUGAUGUUCACUGGAGACCUCCCAUUCCCCACUGAGAAGUGGUCCAAGUCAGCUGCUGAGGUGAAGAACUGGGACGACUGGCUUUCCAUGCAGGGGGACAUCACGCCACGUCUGGACGCCAUCUUGUCUGGUGCCAACAUGGCAACCCUUUGGAAGAACACCAGCAGGCCAAGGCCGGAUGACUCUGACCUGCAACAGUCGUUAUGGCGGAUUCAGAGCGAGUUCCUUUCUCGAGUUCUCACAGUUGGGAUGGCCAUGCAACACUUUGGCCUUGACCCGUACGCAAAACCUCUCACUAUUCACUUAGCAGGGGCAUCCCACAAUGAGACAAUGGGAGCCAGACUGACUGACUAUGAUGAGCUGAACCGUAUGUUCCCUGCACACCAGGGCAUAGAGAUAGUCAUGGUGGGACCAGAGGUGGUAGACAGCCCCAUCAUGAGGCCUCCUCUCAGGGCGUUUGGCCCCAAGCAGAAGGUCUUCAUCAGCACCCACAAGGGUCUCUACCACCAGUUCUGGGAGGAUGUGGUGGAGAAAGAGGAAGCAGCCAAGCCAGAUUUGGUGGUUGGAUUUCAUCCUGGGUUCCACGCUAACCAGGGUCUGAUAGAAGGUUGGCUGCCCACCCUUCUGCUACUCAGAGAUUAUAACAUCCCUUCCUUCUUCACUAUGUACAGUGAGAUGGAGCUCAAGUGCUCACUCCAGAUCCUGUUGGAGUUGGAGAUGCACAUCAGGGACAGUGGACCCAAUCCAUUCACCUCACAGAAACCGGAGCAGGUCCAGUCCUGCCCCAACAAAACUCCAGUCUACUGCAACUCUCAUUACAUCUGUUUCCAGGGACUGCUGCCUCAAGAAGACUUAGAGAAGCCCAGGCCAGACAGUUAAGAGGUCAUCAUAAAGAAAAGCCUGUUUGAGGUGCCACAAGUCCUCCACUUUAAAGAUAUGGUUUUCAAAAUAGGAAUUUGGGACUUCCUGAGGUCCUUGGAGGGCUUCUUGCAGCCUUUUAGAGAUGGACUUUGCUAUGCUGUGCUGCCACUUGGCAGAUUUGGAUGCUGAAGACUGCUGCAGUAGCAAAAGCUCAUUAUAUAGGGUGAUGGCACCUGAGGGCACCAGGGGGGCACAAAGGUUUGUACUCUGCUGUGUGCCCCUGGUUGCUGGAUGUAAAGGGUCAUGGGUGUACAUAUAUAAUGACACCAAAAUGAGUUCAGUCAUCAUUUGACGGUUCCCUGUCAUUUGUUCUACGGCUAGACCUAUUCCCAAAUCUCACAAUAGCUGCAUGAAAUCAGAUCAUAUGCAUACUAAUGCAACACGUGAUCUAAAAUUACACCUAAAUGAAUUAUCUUUUUCAUUUUUGCUUUUCUCAUUUGAAGCUGUUACAGGACUUUAAAUGGUGAGUCUGCGUUCUGGAGUAUGUACCUACCCUAACCUGCCUAUACUCAUAGCUAAGUACAACUUGUGCUUCAGUCACCUGAUCACAAUGGACUUGUCUUAUUUAAUAGACAAUAUAGUAGCUCUUAUGUGCUGAGUGGAGACUCUCCAUAGGCAAUCAUGCCUUUCCCUAUCUCCUAACAUUAAAAAGGCCAAAAAGCCAAACAGCAUUUGUUUGACAGCUGUUUUCAGUUUUAUUCAGGGUCGAUAAAAGUAACACUAUACAGUACAAUGCAAUCCAAAAAACAGCAUGAGCCACAGGCUUAAAAAUUACUAUGAGAGAUGCCAUUGCCUGUUUGCCUAAACAUUAUAUGCCUCACCUAUUGCAGGCCUAUUGUAAGGGAUUGCAUUAUAUUACAAAGCAUGGACAAAUCACAGGAUUUUGCCUCUGUAGCAGCUUUAAAAAUGCCACUCAAUAACUACAAAACUACUCUUAGACCCACUUUCUGCAAACAUUUCAAAUUAUGGUUUGUGUGCCCUCUUUCCUUGUUGAUACAUCCAUGUAUUCCAGCUUCCAGUCAAAAAGAGGAAUGGCUUACUUAGCAGUAAUAACUUGUAACUCUCAUAUAAUAACUUGAUUCAGUCUUAUCACAGUGAUCUCCCCAUGUGCAGUGAAUCAGUUUUAAAUGAAUAACAAAAACAUUUUCACGUUUCCAUCAAAUCUUACUAACCUAAAUGGGGUGUCUGUGUAUGACGAUCCUGCUUCAGAACCAGCUAUCUGUAACAAUGAAAAAAGUGAGUUGCUCUGCUACUUGUUGGAUUAAUGUCUGGAAAUAAAUAAUAAUGCUCAAUCAUGA
Siniperca chuatsi (mandarin fish) is the source of this 2941-nucleotide messenger RNA. Its product is annotated as putative protein MSS51 homolog, mitochondrial. Lineage: Eukaryota; Metazoa; Chordata; Actinopteri; Centrarchiformes; Sinipercidae. Bases 303 to 1601 code for a protein of 432 amino acids. The record is from RefSeq and is a predicted model, not a curated record. The transcript is spliced from 7 exons.